Hippocampus comes (tiger tail seahorse) is the source of this 3428-nucleotide messenger RNA. Its product is annotated as regulator of G-protein signaling 3-like. NCBI's taxonomy places the organism in Eukaryota, Metazoa, Chordata, Actinopteri, Syngnathiformes, Syngnathidae. The coding region runs from base 51 to 3428 and encodes 1125 amino acids. Gene Ontology annotation, cellular component: plasma membrane; nucleus. The transcript is spliced from 28 exons. Gene Ontology annotation, molecular function: protein binding. The record is from RefSeq and is a predicted model, not a curated record.
AGGAAAAGGAAGAAAAAGAGGAAGCACAAGAAGGAGAAAAGAAAGAGAAGAUGCAGGCUUCUUCUUUGCACGGGAGAAAAAGGUGUUGUGCUGGUGGUGUUCCAAGUGAAGCAGGCGAAAAGGCGCCACGUGAACGUGAGCGCGACAUGAAGAGGAGCUCGCGUGGAGGUCAGAAGGAGAACAGAAGAGGCGCAAAGAGGAGAGCGCUCGGUGACCUUCGACACAAAGGAACGAGACAACUGUUAGAACAAGAGCUCCAGUGCAGCAGACCAGAGGUCAAAGUGGCCGUGAUCAGGAAGACCAGGAUCCAGAUUGAGGGUGGAACCGAGCGACCCGAUGACAAAUUCAGCAAGUUGACGAGCGCACCUGAGGAGCACGUCCCCAUUCAGGCCACAGAGCCCUUGGCCGAGGUGGAUCUUCGUAUGAGGACGAAACCACCAUCUCACGGAGUCCAGAGGAGAAGGAAGACCAAGAUCCACCCCUCGAGAAUUCGAGGAAGAGGUCAACUGCGCCUGUCAAUCACCGCGGAGGCGAGCCACCUCGUCAUUUGCAUACACGAGGCCCGAGGCCUCAUGGCCAAGACGUCGCGGUUAUGCGAUUCACAAGUUCGAUUGACAUCUGACAUGAACCGCAACAUCGUAAUGAAGACUCCAACAGUGAAUAACAACAAGAACCCCGAGUACAACCACCAUUUCCUGCUGCCAAUAAGUGAGAAUGUCCAUCAAAACAGGCUGACAUUGUCAGUGCUCAGAAGACACACGGAGAGCUCAAAGAAAAAGUGCUGUCAGCUGAUUGGCUGCAUGAGUUUCAGGAUCGGUCCCCUCAUUUCAUCGCGGAAGCUGGUCAAUGGUUGGUUCUACCUACUGGGGGCGGAGUUUGGAUGGAGGAAACACCUGAGGGUGACCACACAAACCAUCAGAACCAUGACGUCGCCCUCUCGGUGGCCAGAACUCUGCACCGGCGGCGCCUCCGACUCUGCUGCCACUCUUUCAGACCCAAAGCGCUUCACUGACCCGGCGCCCAGAACCACCCGACUGCCAGGACCGGCAGAAUCCGUAACAGCCGGCCAAGACGCCAAACGGAACGUCGCCCCGGAUGCCGACCGUGAUGGCAAACGGGACGGCAACUGGGACACAAAACAGGGCACCGACCGGAGCGCCAACCGAGACGCCAACCGAGACGCCAACCUGGACGCCAGUACUCAACUGACGGUCAGCGUCAUCCGAGGACAAGACGGCUUCGGAUUCACCAUCUGCUGCGACAGUCCCGUGCGAGUCCAGUCCGUUGACGCCGGCGGUCCCGCUCAUCAGUCGGGCCUCCGCCAAGGCGAUGCCGUUUUGCAACUCAACGGACUUCCUGUGGAGAUCUGGAAGUGUGGAGAACUGGCUCACGCCAUCAGGAGUUGUCCCAGUCAUAUCGUCCUGGUGGUGUGGAGAAGCUCACCUGAGGUCAGGACGUGCUGUGAGACUUUGCAUCAUCCACCAGGAGUUAGCAAGACCACCAAGCUGCUGCACCAGCCUGCCCACACUAAACAUGGCCGCCGCAGACGCGAUCGGGGUUCUGUGGUGUCCUCCAGUCUGGAGGUUCUGGGUUCUCUAUGGAGGGAUCGUAAGGAAGAAGAACAAGGAAAAGAAGGCGAAGAAGGAAGAGGAGGAGAAGAAGAACCACCUUGCACCUCCACCCUGAAAGGCACCUGUGUGACAUCAUCAAAUGGUGACAAUUACAUCAUCCUGUCCCCUGUGGCGCCACAAGAGCAGAUCGUCCAUCCCAUAUUUGAGGACAGAAGCACGACCAUUGGGCGUCUGUACCAGACUCACCCCAGACGAGGCGUGAACCUCCUCGACGAGGGCCAAGUUGGGUCGCCGCAGCAAGCGCUCACCCACUGGCCAAUGGGCUCGGCUCCUCUCCAGUUGUCCUGCGCCUUCUCCUCUACGCUGCGCAACUACGCCACCUACGGCAACUACGGCAGCUGCCAGAACUACCAGAACUGCACCAUCAUCCAAUCGCAUCGACCCUCCUGCGGCAUCGGCGAAGCGCCCAAAACGCUCAUCUUCCCCAUCUUUGUCGAGCCUGUGGACUUGUGCAGCCCCGACAGAGCGCUACAGAUGUCGGAAGAAAUGCUUCUCCACCAGGCGCAGCAGCUCCCCCGCAAGGUGACCGUGUUAAUCUACGACGACGUCCUACUGGUCAGCAGAGAAGACCACGCCGGACGCUGUCACGUCCUCAAGAGUCCGCUCUACUUCAACACGCUGCAAAUCCAAGAGGUGGCGUCUGCGCCUCAUCACAUCUUCUUCCUGCAAAGUUCCAUGAGCUGCUGGCAAUGUUUGUUCAGUUUGGAGGCCUUCAGUCUGGAGCAGAAGGUUCGAGUCAGCCUCUGUCUCCACGACAACAUCCAACGACAGCUGGUUGCCAAGGAGACUGGCCACUCCCAGCAGCUCACAGCCCCCCCGUGUCUCGCCCUUGCCACGAGUGUGUGCGCCCCGACCCAGCUGCCCUCCCCUCCCCCGUCAGCCCAGCCAGCCCUCAGUCCCGUGUGGAAGGGGAGGGGGGAGGAAGAAGAGAAGGAGGAGAGAAGACGCCAUCAAGAGGAGUUAAGCUCCACCUCCAAAGCGGAAGGCCUCAGACGUUGCGCGUCCGAAGGGUCCUUGCGAGCACAACCGGAAUCGACCCGCUCACUUUCCGACAGCACCAUCCACCGCCUGACCUUUGACCUUCACGCCCGUCCCACCUCCACUCAGACCCUCAGGAAACACCUGACUUCAGAGGGGGUCACCCUAACGCAAACGCUCGCGUUGCUCCGUGGGGCCAAGGAUGUUGAAAGUGGAAAUGACCUCAAGAAGAAAAGCAAGACUUUCGCUUCAGAGGUGCGCAGUCGUCUUCCGUUCCUGUGCAGACGCAAGCGUUUGGUCCAAAGUGACAGUCUGGAGCGAGCUCUGAGAAACACCAGGCCCUCUGCAAGGGAGGUGCUUAUUUGGGCCGAGAGUCUCAAGGCUCUCUUGGCCAACCAAUACGGCCUCGCGGUAUUCCGCCACUUCCUGAGGUCGGAGUACAGCGAGGAAAAUCUGGACUUCUGGUUGGCUGUGGAGAAAUUCAAGCAGACGUGCCCCCUCAACAAGAUGCCAGACAGAGCCAACAAAAUCUAUGAGGAGUUCAUCUCGUGCAGCGCAUCCAGACAGAUCAACGUGGAUUCAAACAUACGGGAGUUGACCCAACGGAGCCUGCGUCUGGGCGCUGAGACCACAUCCUUCCAGCUGGCACAGGAUCAGAUCUUCAGCCUCAUGGAGGCCGAUAGCUACCCGCGAUUCCUCCGGUCCCGCCUCUAUGCCCAGCUGGCCAAUCAGGAUGUGGGGCUCGCCGAUAACGGCUGUGUCUGGCCAACCGCGAUGACCAAAGAUGGAAUGGAAACACUCUACCGAGAUAAUGUGUGA